UCAUGUAAGUGUAAUCAUGCAUAUUUGUCCUCUCUAAACUCCUUUUUCUCCCAACACUCUCCAUUUUAUUCAGUUUCAAAAUUGAAUCUGAAUUCUGUGAACUCAACCUAUUAAUAGCCCCAUCUCUGCUCUUGGUGUGGGUUCUCAUUGUCUCUCCCCUGAGAUGUGUGUCCUGGUCAUCUCCUAAUAGAAUGGGGCUCUCUGUGCCCAGUCUUGCCUCUCUCCCAUCUAUUUUUCAUCUUCUGAUAAACACCAUUCUAAAAUAUCAAGCUGCCUCUUGCAUAAAUCUUCUCUAUGUUUCCCCACUGCCUGCAAGAUGCAGUCAGCACAGUUCUCAAUUCUAAAUGUAAACUAGAAUUUCGUGAGGAGCUUUCAAAAUCUUUAGACGUCAUAGUCCUGAUGCUCAGAGUUCCCUGCUCUGGGGUAAGGCGCAGAAGUACUUUUAAUAGUUUAUAAACGCUCCCAGGUGAUUCUGAUGUGCAACUUGAGUGAGAAUUACCAACAAGAGCCACAGAAGCAGUCAGGGAUUUGCCCAUUGCUUAUGUUUCCCCCUUCUCUCCCAACCUCACCCCACUUUCAGCCCAUAGCUUGUCCUUCACCCAUGUUGAAAGAAUGAUAAAUUCUCCAAAAUAUCAACCUAUUAAUAUAUUUGGGUUGGCCAAAAAGUGUGUUAAGGUUUUUAUGUAGCAUCUUAAGGAAAAACCCAAAAUGCUGACCAGCCCAAUAUUUCAAGCCCUGUGAUUUUGAUGUAUGCUGUUCUCUGUGUCUGCAGAGCUCAUCUUUCCUCCUCAAUGUUUGUCAGACUCUUCCCUCCUUUGGCCCUCAAGCCAUCAGGUUUUUCCUCACAUUUUAGAGCCUCUAUCAUUUUAUUGCAUUUGUUCUUUACCUAUCUGCCUUCCCCCAUAGAAGUAGCUCCUUGAGUUGAGAGUUUGGGUCUCAUUUUGUUCCUAGUGUUAUCCCAGGACCUUACAUCUAGAACAAAGUCUCUCAACCUUGGCACUCUUGCUAUUUUGGACUAGAUAACCCUGCUGUGGGGCUGUCCUGCCCAUUGUAGGAGGCCUGGGGUCCCUAGUCUCCCCACUAGAUGCCAACAGCGCAUCUUUUGCCGCUUGUGACAAUCAAAACUCUUCUCUGGGUGGGGCUGGAGAGGCAAUAUUAGCCCUGAUUGAAGACACCUGAGUUGCUAAAGCUGCCUGGAGGAGGGAAUUCAUCUAAGGUGUGGCAGACCCCAAUAUUACUGGCCUCUGUGAAUCAAGUGUCCACACCUGUGGCGUUCCCGCCCCCAUGCUGAUACUGGCUUGGUCAUGUGACUUGCUUUGGCCAAUAGUCGUCAACAAACAUGAUGCCGGUGGAGGCAUAUAAAGCUCUUGUUGACUCCAGGCUUGCGUCUUGCAGUUUAGGCUUCAUGUAUGGAAGCCAGGCUAGCCUCUGUGAACAUGAGAGACCAAGCAAAAAGAGAGACACCCAGACAUUUAAGAGAAAGAAGUCAUCUCUCCCAACAUCCCAGCCAAGCUCCAGCUUCCAGUUUACCUACCAUGUGGAUAAGCCCAGCGUUGCUGUUAAGCACAGAGUGUGUUUUCUGAAAGGCUGUUCUUUACAUAAGAAGGUCAAACAUAUGGACUUUCUGUUUCCAAAGAGGGAGCAUAGUGUUACAGGCAAACAGCUCCUGAGUCUGCUAUCCAGAAGAACGUUUGGCUUCUUGACAUUGUCGCAUUCUCUCAAGAGAGUCCCAACGGACAGAAGAGGAAGGUCAAGAAGAAAAACCCUCUCCAGCACUCUUUCCUACACUACAGUGGCCAUGGUGUUAAUUGCCUCUCUUAAGCUGCAAGGACGGAUCAGCACGUUGACCUCUCGGGGAAAAUCUGGAAUCUGAAGGUUCUGAAACAUACCCAUUUGUAGUACUCCCGAAUGAACGUAACAAACAAGUCAGUCCUGAAAACCUCAAGUGUCUGGACAUGGAAAGGACUAUAGAGGGAAAGGCAACUCAUUUCUGAAGUAGUAGUUACCUAUGAUCUUACCCCUUUGCAUGCUAAGGGCAGGAGAAAGGCAUUGAACUGUCCCCCACCCUUGCCUUUUACAGUUGGCCUGGUGUGUGAAGAAAGGAAUAAGGAUAAGGGACAAGGUGCCAGAGAAAAGUCCCAAAGACACCUGCAUUCCCUUGGAUUGCCAUGAUAGGAACAUCAUGGUUUCUCAAGAACCAGGUUUAUUCUACAGAAGUUUUGUUGUUGUUUACUCACUAAGUCGUGUCUGACUCUUUGAGACACCAUGGACUGCACCACACCAGGCUUCCCUGUCCUUCACCAUCUCCCAGAAUUUCUAAAAUUCAUAUUCAUGUUAUGGCUUAAAUUAUCUUAUCAGUAUUCCAUAAGGACCAUACCCACUGAGAAAAGGAGCCCCGGAAACAAGAGCCUGGAGGGUAGAUUCUUUGGGGGCCAAGAGUAUGUUACAGAGUGCUGCUGGGGACUUGGAGACAGGAGUGCAUAGUUUUCAUAAUUUGAUUGCACCACAAAAAUACUCAUCACUGAGAUUGAUUUUUCUCUAAAACUGAAUGAAAAAAGGUGUCUGCUUUAGGCAGAUGGAGGGAGAGGCUACUCUAGACCCAGAAUGUUAGAUGCAGAUUUACCAUGUAGCAAGAGUCAUGCGUGUACAUAGCUGCAUUGAGAUUUCUGGUGGGAAUGGUCUACCUUAUCGAAGAUUGAAGUUUGGAGCCUGUUUGUAUUAAUAACAUGGUUUAGUGUGAUGUACUGUUGCAGACUGAUUAUGAGCCACUGGUCUAGAGUUUUCUAGAAGGGGAAAAAAAUGUUCUUUAUCUAUAAAUAACUCAAUGUAAGAAAUUAAUCUCAAAAACAAGUACUAAAAAAAAAAGAGAGCAACAAACUUUCCUUCCUACGAAACAUGUGUUUCUUUUCAUAUUUAAUAAAAUGAUCUCUUUGGGUACCUAGAAAGUUUUCAUUCAGGCUUCUUUAUACUCUGUCACAGCAACUGUAAUGCUUGCUAUAUUUGUCUUUUUAAUGCAACAACUUCUUUACAUUUUGGGUUAAUUUUUUUCUACCUAUUUACCAUGUUCAACUUGUCUGCAAUCUAUCUGCAUAUCUAUGCAUGUAUCUAUUACACCAAAAUCUUCUUUAGAAGUGUUGCUAUCUAAAUUUAAUAAUGUUUGUUAAAUACACUUCAUUUUUUCUUGACUUGUUCAUGUCUUUUAUCAUAAAUACAACUUGGAAAUAGAAAUUUAUAGAUAAAAGUUAUAAACAGAUUUACCAUGCAUUUUAUAAAAGUAUAUAUAUAAAUAUAUAUGAAACUGAUCUUAUGUAUACAUAUACAUCCACAUAUGGGACUUUUGGUAAAUUUCUUUUGGCUUUUUAUUUUUAUAUGCAAACAAAAGAGCUGGUGAUGAUGGCAUUUGAAUCUGUUGUCUCUAUUAUAAUCUCACAACUCUAAGCUUCCCACACAGUUGGAAAUACCAUUUAUCUACAGAAUUCCUCUGCUGGUGUGCUCCCAGGGAAGCAGAGAAAAUAGCGAGUUCAGUGCCUUUAAUGUUUCUGCUUUUUAUGUUCAUCAUAGUGUCUACAUUUAGCAAACACCCCCUCACAUUAAAAGUUUCUUUAUAUUUAACCUUAGGAAUUUCCUUUGGUAGGCCUUUCCUAAAAACUUGCCUCAGAAUUACACAAAUGCCUAUUAUUCUGAAAAAGAUGGGAAUACCAGACCACCUGAUCUGCCUCUUGAGAUUUUGUAUGCAGGUCAGGAAGCAACAGUUAGAACUGGACA
Molecule: messenger RNA, 3765 nt
Organism: Bubalus bubalis (water buffalo)
Lineage: Eukaryota; Metazoa; Chordata; Mammalia; Artiodactyla; Bovidae
Exons: 5
Coding region: 1340-1873 (177 amino acids)
Source: RefSeq, a predicted model, not a curated record